Micromonas pusilla CCMP1545 is the source of this 3330-nucleotide messenger RNA. RefSeq lists its product as uncharacterized. Bases 1 to 3330 code for a protein of 1109 amino acids. The transcript is spliced from 2 exons. The record is from RefSeq and is a predicted model, not a curated record. NCBI's taxonomy places the organism in Eukaryota, Viridiplantae, Chlorophyta, Mamiellophyceae, Mamiellales, Mamiellaceae.
AUGGGCGCGUCGGACGCCGCGACGGCGGCGUCGUCGGACCCGUCCUCGUGGGAGGCGUGGGUCCUCGAGGCGGAGACGCUGUGGAACACCGUCUCCGUCAUGCGCGGCGACGACGGGAAAGGCGGCGCGCCGCCCGCCGCCCUCGACGACGCGUCGACCCGUCGGCAUCAUCAUCGUCGAGAACCCCCGGCGACGCCGCGCUACGACGACGACGACGACGACGACGACGACGACGACGGGUUCACGUUCGCGUCCCCGCACACGGUGUUCCACACCCCGGGGACGACGCGCCCGCCGCGGUCGUCGUCGAGCGCGCCCGCGAUCGGCGCGCAGGCGUCGCCGACGCCGUCGCCGUUCGAACGUCGGUGGCCCGCCGCGCGAUUGUUCGAGCGGUCAGUCGCGCGGGGGGAAGGGGACGGCGCGGGAUCCUCCUCCGUCCCCGUCCCCGUCCCCGUCCCCGUCCCCGUCCCCGGGCCCGUCCCCGGGCCCGUCGCCGUCGCCGCCGCCGCGACGGCGACGACGACGGCCGCGGCGUCGCCCGCGCACGACGCGUACAUGGCGUUCAUGCGGAGCAGCGUCCGAGCGUUGCGCGGGGACGACGACGACGACGACGACGACGCGGCGGAUCGCGAUUUGGAUUUUGAUUUCAACGCGGCGGUCGGGGGCGCGACGCCGUCGACGUCCUCCCGCGCACCGCCGCCGCCGCGGCCCGCCGGAUUCGCCGCGCCGUCGCCGAUGCCGACGACCCCGAAGACACACGACGACAACGUCGGGAUGUUCGCGUCGUGGUGGGCGGACGAACGCGCGCGGGAAAAGACGCUGCGACGAUUGAUCGUUCGAUGGCGCCGCGCCGCGUUCCAACUCGCGACCGCGCGAACAGAACGCGCGCUCCUGUCCGCGCGCCGCGCGAAAAGUCUCGCCGCGCUCGCGGCGAAGCGCGCGAUGACAGAUCGCGCGACCGCGCGGAGGAAGUGGGACGCGCUGGAGGAAGAGGAGAGAGACGCCGGGCGUUCGCCGCUCGCCGCCGACGCGUUGAUUCGAUUCGUCCCGAGCGCGGGCGCGGACGCGUUCCACGUGCGGUCGUGGAUGCGCGCGCACGCGACCGCGGCGAUCACGGCGUGGAGGGCGGAGGCGGGGCGGAGCGCGGGGAAGCGCGCGAUGAGGGAGAAGGCGAUCGAGCACCGCCGGAGAACGUUGGGGGGGAAAGUUGGCGCGCGAUGGCGCGAGUGGGCGCGACGGGAACGCGUCGUCAAAGCGCGCGGCGCGGCGGCCAAAACGACGCGGACGCUGCGCUCGAAGACGUUCGCGCUGACGCGAUGGCGCGCGCGGUGCGCGGCGUCGCGCACCGCGAGAGCGGCGGCGACCGCGGCGGUCGAGAGCUGGCGCCGCGCGAGAAUCGAACCCGCGUGGACGGCGUGGGCGUCGUUGCAUCAGUUUUACUCCGCGAAGAACCGAGACGCCGCGGAACACUGGCUGCGCGUCGCCGCGGGCGCGGCGAUCCGCGAGUGGCGACGCAACGCCGUGGACCAGAUGCGUUUGCGCUCGUGGCUCGAGUUCACGACGCAGUGGUGGUCGCGACGCGAGAAGAUUCGACGGUUCGACGCGUGGCGAAGCCUCGCGGUGUUUCUCACCGAGGCGCGGUCGCUCGCGGAGGACGCCUUCGACGCGCGCGUCGCAAACGCCGCGACCGCGUGCCUGCACGCGUGGCGCGACCGCACCGCGACGCUGAAGCGCGCCAGAGCGCUCGUGCGCGACGCGUGCGAGCGGUGGCGGAUCGAUCGAUCGCGCGACGCGUUUGGAACGUGGCGCGAAGCCGCGGCGCGAGGGGCGGAGGUGUGGCGCGCCGUCGCCGCCGCCGCGGACGCGCGGACGCUCGCCGCCGCGCUCGAGCGGUGGACGAUCCACGUGAACGCGGUGUGGGAGACGUACGAGCCGGUGCGGCGGAAGCUGUCGGCGUGGAAGGACGGCGCGAUGCUCGGCGUGUUGUUCGAUCGGUGGGUCGCCGCGGUUGGACGCGCGAGGGCGCGCGCGAUCGUCGCGGCGACGCACGCGACCGCGGCGACGCGUCGACGCGCGUACCGCGAGCUUCGGCUGAUCGUCGCGUAUCUUCGCGAGCACCGCGCGGGCGCGAUCGAGGACGCGAAGCCGUACGCGGUCAGCAUACGUCUCAGAAUGCACUUCACGCGGAUGCGUCGCGGGUGCCGGCGGCGGAGGGAGGACAGAGACGCGCUCAACGAGACGGCGAUCGCGAUGGACGCGAGGUCGCGACGCGAUCGCGCGUUCCAAAGGUGGCGCCUGCACGCCGCGACGCGCGUCCAUCGUCGGCUGUUGCGCUUGCGCGCGGAACACCACCGUAAACGGAAGUCGCUCUUCGCGUGGCGCGCGUGGAGCGCGCUCGCCGCGGAGGCGGCGAUGAAGAGGGCGAAGCGGCUGUUCGACGGCGUGUAUCGCGCCGACGGCGGCGAUCGCGUCGCCGCGCGGUUCGGCUGGAUGUGGGAGGCGAUGAUACGCGAACGCGUGAGGGACGACUUCGCGAUUCGACGACAGCUGCGGCCGGCGACGCCGAUCAAGUCCGUCGACGACGCGGCGGACGACGAUUCGUCGUCGUCGGUCGGGUUCGGCGACCACUCGGAUCUCGACGAGGAGAUGUCGCUGAAGCCCGCGCCGUUCGAUUGGCGGACCGGGAGCGUCGAGGAGAAAAUCUCGCCGAGCUUGAAGCCGCGGUCGCCGAGCGCGUAUCCGACGCGGACGCCGCGUCGGACGCGCGGCGGCGUCCGACGCGACGAAUCAGAUAGUGACACGUCGGAUGAUCCGAAUCCGAAUCCGAAUCCGAAUACGAACGACGCCGCGGCGGCGGCGCUCGCGGAGGCGGACGCGAUCGAGGCGGCGAGGAAGAAGAAGAUCCGCGACGCCGCCGUUGCGUCGGCGACGGCGCGGCUCGGGACGCUUCUGAACCCGCAGGGUCCCGCUCCCGCGGCGUUCACGUUUCGCACGCCGCCGAGCGAGGCGGCGACGUCGCCGCCGUCGGACGCGUCGCCGCCGUUCCCGUUCAUCGGAUUCACCCCCGCCGCCGGCGCCGCGAGCGCGAGCGCGAGCGCGAGCGGCUCGCGCGGCGGCGGCGGCGGAAGCGCUGACUCGCGUCGAGGCCGCGUCGACGCUCGGUGGGAGAGGGACGCGUCGACGGGAGGGUACCGGACGUCGACGGGGCGCAGGGCGCCGCCCGGAGGCGGGCCGGACCCGGUGCUGGAGCUCCUUCGCGCGCAAGCGAGCGGGCUGAGGGAGCGGACGAGAGUCGCGGAGGAGAUCGCGGUGAGGGUUCGGUGGUCGUAG